UAGCAACGUCACCUGUCCCUUCAUUCUCGCGCUGCUGCCACUCUCUCCUGUGGUCUAUCUGUUCUGUGUUUGGUUAAUUCUCUCUACCCAGGUGCAAGGAGAGUCGGCAUCAAAGACCAGCAGACGGAGGACAUGAAGACGAAGACGAAGACGAAGACGAAGAAGGACAAGACGACGAAGAAGAAGUAGACACCUGUCCCUUCAUUCUUGCGCUGCUGCCACUCUCUGCUGUGGUCUCUCCGUUCUUUGUUUGGUUAAUUCUCUCCACUCAGGUGCAAGGAGAGUAGGCAUCAAAGACACGCAGACGAAGACGAAGAAGAAGAAGGAGACCAAGUCGAAGACCAAGACGAAGAAGGAGAACAACAACAAAAAAGAAAGAAAAAAAAAAAAGACUUCCGGUGCUGGAAGAGGGAGGUGGGGGUGCAUCUUUUUUUUUUUUGAACAGCACAGCGAGAGAUCGAAGAUGAAGAGGGACAAGUUGCCGGUGUCGACCAGCAGUGCAGCGGCUUUGCUGCGGCGAAGUGUGGCUAUUGUAUCGCUGGCUGCUAUCAUGGAGAGAGCAGAUGAGGCACUCAUUCCUGCUGUCUAUCGUGAGGUGGCAGUUGCGUUCAACGUCUCUCCUAGUCAAUUGGGUUUUCUCACGUUCGUUCGCGCUUUUGUCCAGGCGGCGUCUUCGCCUUUUGCAGGGGUUUUGGCUUCUCGGUACGAUCGAGGACUUGUCAUUGCUCUCGGGACGUUAUCAUGGGCCUUAUCCACGCUAGCAGUGGGUCUGGCCAGUUCUUAUGCUCAGUGUGUUUUUUGGCGUGCAGUGAAUGGAGUAGGAUUGUCCAUCGUCGUGCCCGCGAUUCAGUCUUUUAUCGCUGAUAGCCAUGUCGAGAGCGCACGUGGUGCGGCUUUUGGAUGGCUAGGAAUGAUCAGCUCAGGGGGUUCCGUUGUUGGGGGUAUGGCUGCGACCUAUCUUGCAGGGUUUGUCUUUUUUGGCUUGCCGGGAUGGAGGUGCGGUUUUAUGUUGAUGGCCGUCCUUAGCUCGAUCGUUGCGUGGUUGGUUCAUGUGUUCGUCGUAGACCCUCGCUCUGUGCAGUCGUCGUCGUCUUCCAUGGGGGGGGGGGAUCUCAUUAGGAAGCCCAAUGUGAGGGGUGGGGGGGGGGGGGGGGGGUCGAUUGGCAGCUGGCUUACGAGUGGCAAAGCGUGGGCUGGGGCCAGACAGGUUGUCCGGGUCCCGACCUUCCAGCUCAUCAUCGCCCAAGGCGUGAUCGGCUCGAUCCCGUGGAUGGCGAUGGUGUUCCUCACCUUCUGGUUGGAAUUGAUUGGAUUCUCCCAUGGUCAAACAGCGAUGCUUCAGGGAACUUUCGCCGUGGCGUGCGGGUUCGGAUCGUUCAUCGGCGGAUCCGUUGGUGAUCGUGCCGCCGCGAUGACUCCGCUAGGACGCAUCUAUUGCGCGCAGUUCUCCGCCGGGAUGGGCGUGCCUUUCUCCGUUUUGCUCUUUUGCCUCUUGCCCCGAUCUACUGAUUACUUCUUUGUCUUCCAGUUCGUGUUCAUUUUGAUGGGAUUGACUGUGAGCUGGAAUGCGGCGUGUGCCAACAACCCCAUAUUCUCUGAGGUCGUGCCGAUUCAUUUGAGAACGAUGAUCUAUGCCAUGGACCGAGCGUUCGAGGGGGCAGUGUCGGCCAUAGCCGCACCUAUGGUGGGGCUCAUUUCUGAGAAAGUGUUCGGCUUCAAGCAAGAAAGGACGGUCGGCGAUGACGAUGCCGCGAAUGCCACGGCUUUGUCGAAUGGUCUGGUCGUGGGAAUGGCAAUCCCGUGGCUGCUGUGCUCGAUGACGUACGUUGGACUCUAUUGGACGUACAGGAGAGACAAGGAAAGAGCGGCGGUUCAGUGGGCGGAAUACGCAGUUACACCAUCCACGGACAGGGGAGAGAGAGAGGAUCAUCAUGUGGAGGAAGAGGGAGGGCUUCUUCUUCAAGUAGAUGAUGGGCAGGUUCCAUUAUCGCCCGUCAUAGAGCUUGUCCCGUCGAGAAGACGAGACUAAUUAGAGGGGUCUUGGGAUAAUCGGUAGUGAUCGUACGCAGGUAGAAGUGGAGGCGGGAGAAUGAGACAGAAAUUUCUGUUUUUUUCUCCUUUCUUUCUUUUUUUAACAUCAAUCGAAGGGCCGCUAUCCACUUGAUGGUGAGAGAACCGUCAGGAUUGGGGCCGUGCCUAGUGAUGGAUCAGAUCAUAGCAAUUAAUGAUAGCCGAACUAUCAACUGCCCUGCAAAACAAAAAUAGAAAACGACGAGUACGUUUUCUUUUUGUUUUUCUUCCUUCGUUUUUUUCUUUAGGAUGGGCGGGCCUAUCUCCCUCUCUCCUCUCCCUCCCUAUCUCUCUCUCGUCUAGAGAGAGAGAGAGAGAGAGAGAGAGAGAGAGAGAGAGAGAGAGAGAGAGAGAGAGAGAGAGAGAGUACGUUUUCUUUUUGUUUUUCUUCCUUCGUUUUUUUCUUUAGGAAGGGCGGGCCUAUCUCCCUCUCUCCUCUCCCUCCCUCUCUCUCUCUCUCUCUAAGAAGAGAGAGAGAGAGAGAGAGAGAGAGAGAGAGAGAGAGAGAGAGAGAGAGAGAGAGAGAGAGAGAAUUCUGAGCGAUCCCCCCCCUAGGGUGAAGGCCUUAAGGUUUCAUAGAUGAACUGACCUGGCCCAGGUAAUUCAUCCUGGGCCUGAGCAUCGGGAAUCGAACUUAGGUCUGUUUAUCAACAGUCCGCGUGGGUGUACCAUUUGGCCACAUGGGCUUGGUACGUUUCCGACGCGGUGACUUUUCAGCAAUCUUUGAGUUCCCUUGCCUUCCACGUCUCAUCUUGUUGCUUUCCGUCAUUUCACGUCGGCAUUCGAAGUCACGGCUGGUCAUCAACAGUUCAUGCGUGUACUAUAUUCAGCCACAUAGGCUUGGUGAUUUUUGUU
This is a messenger RNA of Chara braunii, 2925 nucleotides long. The record is from the annotation of a GenBank genome assembly. Lineage: Eukaryota; Viridiplantae; Streptophyta; Charophyceae; Charales; Characeae.